AUGGAUAGUCCAUGUCGUGUUAUGGUUAAUGUUGGUACUCAGGCGGCAACAAAUAAUCGAGAUUUGUUACCGUUAUCAAACGAAGCGUUUUUAGCGGAUUUUACAACAAAAUCAUCAAUAUCAGAUUUUAAUUACAAUGACAACAGAAGAUAUCCUCGUUCAUCGAAUGAAACACGAAUAGAACAAGUAACGAUUCAACAACCAAUGGGAGUUAAACCCUUUUUAGCUCCUGAUCCAGCUAUUCUUCAAAUUGUUCGUGGUGGAAGUGGACAACAAGAACCACUUUAUCAACCUCAUCAAUUCGGUUCAUUACCACAGCAGCCACAACAUCGUUUCAGUAAUAAUAAUGGUAUGUUCAAUAACCGUCGCCGUCUCAAUAAUGGUAACGGUUACGUGAACAAUCAAAAUCUUGGUCUUCUGGGUGCUGGCCCAUUCCAAACAGCGCCAAAUCGACCGUUCUUUAACCGUCAUCCAAAUGAUAUGUAUGUUGAUGAAAUGAAUCCAUUUCAACAAAAAAAUCGUUUUCAGCAACAGCAAUUCAAUAAUAAUACAUAUUCAUCAGUUUAUGAUAAUCGAAUGAAUGUUGUGGAUCAAUUACUUGCUGCUAGUCGUCCAUUGCCAGUAUCGUUUAAACCUCAAACCAUGAAUAACAGUCAAUCACCUCAAUUUCAACAACAACAAACACGAGGAUUCAUGAAUCGUCGGCCAAUGUCUGCUCAACAAGAGCGGUUUAUGCCUAUGAAUAUGCAAAAACAACAAUCACCAUUACAUUCAGCCGGUGGAUAUUUUCCAAUCAAUAAUCAACGAUCAAAUCGUGGUGGUGGAAUGAAUAGAAAUAGUGGUGGUAUGUGUUUUAAUCGCGGUGAUGAUCGAAAUAAUAAUUAUCCAAUAAUGAGAACAAAUUAUAACAAUUCAUUUCAAGAUCAAUAUUAUUCGAAUAAUGAUUAUGAUUACAAUUACAAUUUUGAUAUUAUUCCAAAUUCGGCUCCGUUUCGAACAUCAUAUAAUAAUAAUAAUCGAAGACAUAACAAUAAUAUGAAUAAUUAUCAACAAACAAAUGAUAUGGGACAAUAUUGGUAUGGUAGUAUGCCACAUGAAACAUAUCAAAGACGAUGGAAUGGACGAGGUGGGGCAAUGCGUGGACAAAUUUCGCGAGGUAAUCGUAAUGGUGGCUAUGGACGACAACGUGGUGUUGUUAUUGCAAAUCAUCGUGGAGGUGGUUCAACUAGAGAGCGGCGAGGUCGUGGUGCCAAAUUAAAUCAACAACAAAAAUCGACGACUUCAACAGCACCAAAUGCAGAUGGCACAUCACCGUUAAAAACCGCAAAAACCAGUAGUCAACAACAAAAACGGCGUACUAAAUCAAAACGUAAAAAUCGUAAACAACGAUCGAAAGACAGUACGGAAGCUCUUGUAUGCAGUUAUGUCGAUAAUUUGCUCGGUCAACUCAUUGUCGAAGCCGUAUCCGAAUCCUUAUCUAUUAAAGGUGCUACAACAACAACUGACGAAAACAAAAAAUCCAAAACAACAAAAACGAAUACAACCGAACGUGAUACGAGCAGUAGUGGCGGUGACAAAACAAAACGAACAGGAAAAGAUGACGAUGAAAAAGUAGCAGAUACACCGACGGAAAAUAAUGAUGAAUGGCAUGAUAUCGAUAAGGAUGAGGAAACCGACUCUUCAUCUUCCAGCUCACCUACGAAUCAUUCACCAAAUAUAACAAUGAUUGAACGUCAAAAUUCUCAACAGAGGACUUUGGAUAAAAACAACGAAACACAACCACCAAGAGAUAAAUCGAAAAAUGAUGAUGAUGAUAAUAAAACUUCAUUAGCAAAUGAACAAAAACAACCUUCUAUCUCACCAAGUGCGUCCGAUUCAUCAGUAGCUGUUAACGUUGGCGAUGUUUCAUCGUUAGCUUGUUCAUCACCAUUGAAAUGA
This is a messenger RNA of Didymodactylos carnosus, 1938 nucleotides long. The record is from the annotation of a GenBank genome assembly. Lineage: Eukaryota; Metazoa; Rotifera; Eurotatoria; Philodinida; Philodinidae.